GGGACACGGUGCGGGAGUGCGGGAGCGCGGGGCGCGGGGCCGAGGAGGUGGCCUGGCUGACGAACCCCAGAGCGCUGACCCAGAAACACCGCGCGUGAGACCGGAGUGCUGCGGGCCUGCGCGCGUGCCCCGGCGGUGGCGGUAGCGGCGGCGGCUCUCACCUACUUCCUCUGACAGCCGCCGGAGAAGAUGGUGGAGCACCUGGCCAACACCGAGAUCAACAGCCAGCGCAUCGCCGAAGUGGAGAGCUGCUUCGGGGCGUCGGGGCAGCCGCUGGCGCUGCCGGGCCGCGUGCUGCUGGGCGAGGGCGUGCUGACCAAGGAGUGCCGCAAGAAGGCCAAGCCCCGCAUCUUCUUCCUGUUCAGCGACAUCCUGGUCUACGGCAGCAUCGUGCUCAGCAAGCGCAAGUACCGCAGCCAGCACAUCAUCCCGCUGGAGGAGGUGACGCUGGAGCCGCUGCCGGAGACCCUGCAGGCCAAGAACCGCUGGAUGAUCAGGACCGCCAAGAAGUCCUUCGUGGUGUCGGCCGCCUCGGCCACGGAGCGCCAGGAGUGGAUCAGCCACAUCGAGGAGUGCGUGCGGCGGCAGCUGCUGGCCACGGGCCGGCCGCCCAGCACGGAGCACGCGGCGCCCUGGAUCCCCGACAAGGCCACCGACAUCUGCAUGCGCUGCACGCAGACGCGCUUCUCGGCGCUCACGCGGCGCCACCACUGCCGCCAGUGCGGCUUCGUGGUCUGCGCCGAGUGCUCCCGCGCGCGCUUCCUGCUGCCGCGCCUGUCCCCCAAGCCCCUGCGCGUCUGCAGCCUCUGCUACCGCCAGCUGGCCGCCCAGAAGCGCAGGGAGGAAGAGGAGGAGGAGGGCGAGGGCCAGGGUGCGGGGUCCCCGCCCAGCGCCGGCUGCGGAGCGUCCAGCGGCGACGACGAGGACUCGGACGAGGACCGGGAGGGCAGCGGGGAUGGCGACUGGCCCAGCCGCGUGAGGUUCUACGACUCGGGCGUCUCCUGGUCCUCCUUCCACAGCUGACCCCGGCGGCAGGCCAAGGGCCGGCUCGCUGCUCACUGCCCUGUCACACAGCC
Molecule: messenger RNA, 1076 nt
Organism: Pteronotus mesoamericanus
Lineage: Eukaryota; Metazoa; Chordata; Mammalia; Chiroptera; Mormoopidae
Gene: PLEKHF1
Product: pleckstrin homology and FYVE domain containing 1
Exons: 3
Coding region: 190-1023 (277 amino acids)
Biological process (GO): positive regulation of intrinsic apoptotic signaling pathway; endosome to lysosome transport; positive regulation of autophagy
Cellular component (GO): early endosome; lysosome
Molecular function (GO): phosphatidylinositol binding; metal ion binding
Source: RefSeq, a predicted model, not a curated record